AUGGAGACGAGCUACAGGUCAAAGCGGGGGGGGGGGGGGCGGUGGGCGGUGGGUGCAGAGCGAGGGGGGGCGGUGGGUGCAGAGCGAGGGGGGGCGGUGGGUGCAGAGCGAGGGGGGGCGGUGGGUGCAGAGCGAGGGGGGGCGGUGGGUGCAGAGCGAGGGGGGGCGGUGGGUGCAGAGCGAGGGGGGGGGGGGGGCGGUGGUUGGUGGGGUGCAGAGCGAGGGGGGUGCGGUGGGCGGUGGGUGCAGAGCGAGGGGGAGGCGGUGGGUGCAGAGCGAGGGGGGGAGGCGGUGGGUGCAGAGCGAGGGGGGGGGGGCGGUGGUCGGUGGGUGCAGAGGGGGGGGGGGGGGCGGUGGUUGGUGGGUGCAGAGCGAGGGGGGGGAGGCGGUGGGUGCAGAGCGAGGGGGAGGCGGUGGGUGCAGAGCGAGGGGGGUGCGGUGGGCGGUGGGUGCAGAGCGAGGGGGAGGCGGUGGGUGCAGAGCGAGGGGGAGGCGGUGGGUGCAGAGCGAGGGGGGGGAGGCGGUGGGUGCAGAGCGAGGGGGAGGCGGUGGGUGCAGAGCGAGGGGGGGGCGGUGGGCGGUGGGUGCAGAGCGAGGGGAAGGCGGUGGGUGCAGAGCGAGGGGGGUGCGGUGGCGUCCUGGUCCACCUGGACAAACAAUAGCACGAGAUGA
Knipowitschia caucasica is the source of this 672-nucleotide messenger RNA. NCBI's taxonomy places the organism in Eukaryota, Metazoa, Chordata, Actinopteri, Gobiiformes, Gobiidae. The record is from the annotation of a GenBank genome assembly.